This is a messenger RNA of Lotus japonicus, 1266 nucleotides long. RefSeq names its product lachrymatory-factor synthase-like. The record is from RefSeq and is a predicted model, not a curated record. The transcript has a single exon. The coding region runs from base 539 to 1057 and encodes 172 amino acids. NCBI's taxonomy places the organism in Eukaryota, Viridiplantae, Streptophyta, Magnoliopsida, Fabales, Fabaceae.
GAACAAAUUACACGGAUCCAAAGAAGUCAAACAAAUGAGCUAUUGAGUAUUAAUCUCACCAAAGCUAUCAUUAAGUUCUUAAAGUUGCAUAUCUAUCACGGUAAAAAAUAACUCAACAUGAUAAUGAUGCUUUGUUGUAAUGCUAUGGGUUGGACGUUGUGACUACCCAAUACUAACAAACACAGUUCCUGCAAUAAAGACACUGAGACACAUGCGUAUGCGAGAGAGUGGGGUAAGUGAGUUUGAGUUUGGUGCAAAUAUGUGCAAAAUUUAAACUACUAGUACAAUUUAAAAUUUUCAGGGGUUCAAAAAAAAUUAUAUAAAGGGGUAAAAUUUAUAUAAGGGGUAAGUGUUACUCUUUUUUUUUUUUUUUCAGGGGUUCAAGUGAACCCUCUCAUCACCAUGUAGGUCCGCCUCUGGCUCUAGCUAUAUAUAUUUAAUCAGGUGCAUGCGCUUGCCUACAAUAAUUUCUUUGAAGACUGAAGUCUCUAAGGUGUCCCCACAUUCCUAGCUUCAAACAACAGCAACGCAGAGAAUCAUGGCAGCAAAGGAAUCUAAGCCAAAAUGGGAAGGUAAAGCCACCGUUGAGCUACCAGGCACGACCGCAGAAGCAGCAUGGGCCGUCGUGUCGGAUUUCUGCAACCUCCACAAGUGGAUCCCCAUUGACACUUGUUACCAGGUUGAUCAAGACCAACCUGGUCUCUUCCGCUACUGCACUUCCAUCAUAAAAACAGAUGGAAGCGCAGUAAUGGAUGAGAAAGCAAGAACAACAAAAAUCAAGUGGGCCAAAGAGAAGCUCCUCGUGAACGAUCCUGUUCAGCAUUGUUUGUCCUAUGCAGUUAUUGACAGCAACAUAGGAUUCACGAAUUAUGUGGCAACAAUGAGUGUGGUUCCGAUAGCGAUGGCGGCUGAAGCAGGGUGCAAGAUGGAGUGGGGGUUUGUGUGUGAUCCGGUGGAGGGGCGAACUUGUGAAGAUUUGAGGUCUUACAUUGAGUCCUAUCUCCGGUUCAUGGCCAACAAGAUAGAGCUUGCAGGUAAGAAGGAAUUUGGAAUCUGAUACCAGAAUAAAUGUAUGUGGUGGUGUUUGUCCUUUGAGGAGCCCCAGUUGAUAUAGGCAUGGGUUGUUAUUUUUGCUUUUGGUUCCUAUAUAUAUAUGAAGUAAUUUAUGGCUCUAGUUAAGGUGCAUUACCCUUUCAAAUUUGACAAAUUUAUCUCUAAAUUGGUUCAAAUCUCUUGAGAUCAACAUUCCAAGACAAUAUUUGUGAA